AUGAAUUCCUGGCCUUUUUACUCAUCCCAUUUCGCCUUCUUUGUUCUCAUCAGCAUUCCUUUUUCCUCAAGCUUCGAUUCGUACACAACUUGUAGCAAUACGUUUAACUGUGGAGGCAUCACAAAAGUGGGAUUUCCCUUUUGGGGAGAUGGAAGGCCGGACAAUUGUGGCUAUCCGGAACUGAAGCUCGCAUGCUCGAAUGAUGUUACCACCAUUGAGAUUAUGGGGGUCAAAUACAGAUUGUUGAUGAUUAACCAAGAUGAACAGACACUCAAAGUUGUGAGAGAUGACUACUAUGACAAAAUUUGUUCACCAAAGUUUGGGGACACCAAACUCGAUUCCAAUCUUUUCGACUAUGUUUUCGGUUCUUCGGAUGUCACGUUACUCUAUGAUUGUGCUUCUAGCUCACCAGCUGGAGCUUUCAAGUGCCCCGACAACGAAACUUACGCGAAUGUGGCUGCAGUACCUGCAGUUGUCCCGGGCACUCCGAUUUGUAAGUCAAAGGUGGUUGUUCGGAUUAGUGAUCCUGCAGGUUUCGGAAUAUUCAGUAUACUGAACGUGACGGCACUUGAAGCUGCAGUGAGAGAAGGGUUUGAGGUGAAGUAUAAGGUGGAUAGUGGAAAAUGUGACGAGUGUGUUGAUUCAAGGGGUGUUUGUGGUUGGAAUUUGAAUGAGACUGUUUGUCACUGCCCAAAUCAAAUUUCCGAGUCCCGGACUUGUUCCGCCGCCACAACAGCGGCCAUAAACAAUCCAGCAGCAGUGCCACUGCCACCUGCUAAAGGUAUGAACUAA
Messenger RNA from Malus domestica (apple), 792 nucleotides. Lineage: Eukaryota; Viridiplantae; Streptophyta; Magnoliopsida; Rosales; Rosaceae. The record is from RefSeq and is a predicted model, not a curated record.